Amorphotheca resinae ATCC 22711 is the source of this 512-nucleotide messenger RNA. RefSeq lists its product as hypothetical. The record is from RefSeq and is a predicted model, not a curated record. The coding region runs from base 29 to 244 and encodes 71 amino acids. Lineage: Eukaryota; Fungi; Ascomycota; Leotiomycetes; Helotiales; Amorphothecaceae. The transcript has a single exon.
GUUGCCUUAGUCCUGGUGCCAAUGUGCAAUGUCGCACGUGAACAUCGCGAUCAGCCGGCCAAUUCGUUUCAUCCAAAUGAACAUCGCCUUCCAGUACUCUGGGAUUACCGAAUUUGCUUAUCUGGGUUCAGGAAACAAAUCCGGCUUGUGCUUGGGGGAGAGUGAGGAGGCUAAUCCAUGGAAGCCCCUACAUGUCGAGCGUGGAUUCCCACCACAGCAGCACCGUCAGCGCGGUGAUGGUUGAUAUGCAGAGCGAAGGACGAUCCGCUCUCUGAGAGCCAUAGCCGGAGCCAUAGCUAUGCCCAUAACCACUGGUAGCACAAUCUGGAUGAAUACAGAGAUUUCUAACAGCCCCAUGGAUUUCCUCAGUUCGACCCAUGCCAAUGCCUUGGCCGAAGCCGGUUCAGAGGAACGCGACAUCAAGGAGUUCCUUUUCCAGCACGCCCGGAUCCCAGCGCUUUUCUUCAAGUACUGCAGUUCUCGCAAUAGGACUCAGUUGAACCAAACCUGGC